Diceros bicornis minor is the source of this 1593-nucleotide messenger RNA. RefSeq names its product gasdermin-A-like. Bases 1 to 1593 code for a protein of 530 amino acids. The record is from RefSeq and is a predicted model, not a curated record. The transcript is spliced from 10 exons. Lineage: Eukaryota; Metazoa; Chordata; Mammalia; Perissodactyla; Rhinocerotidae. Gene Ontology annotation, molecular function: phosphatidylinositol-4,5-bisphosphate binding; phosphatidylinositol-4-phosphate binding; phosphatidylserine binding. Gene Ontology annotation, biological process: pyroptotic inflammatory response; defense response to bacterium.
AUGGCGGUUGCAGAGCGCGAGGGCGCCCCCGCGGUUCCUCGGAGGAGGGCAGCCCCGCAGCUCCUCCCAGCCCUCUCCCAGCGGUCCUCUCAGCCCUCCCAACCUGAAGUCACCAUCAUCUCUGUUGAGGGCCUAACAGCGGCUCCUCCCGUGCUCGUGUGGUCGGGCCUCUGGCGCCCCCUGCAGGCCCGGAACGCAGGACCGAACAUGUCAUCCCUGUUUGCGAGGGACACCAAGAGCUUGGUCAGAGAGCUGGGCAGGAAAGGCGAACUGGUGCCCGUUGACAGCCUGACCAGUGCCCUGCACCUGCGUCCCUUCUGCCUGGUGAGGAAGAAGCACAGACACCACCCCUGGCCUUGGGACACCCCCCUCAUCCCCACGGACUUCUCCCUCAUGGACGUGCUGGAGCCCGGCUCCCCUGUCCCAGAGGUGAGCCGGAGCAAACCCAUUCACGUCCAGGAGGUGGUGGCAGGAGCCGUGACAGGGGCCAUGAGUGUAAGCACUGGGCUGCAGGGGAAGGUGAUGGGGAGUGGCGGGGUGACCCGCAGCUCCACUCUGGUUGUACAAACCCUCAGGGUUUCCCCUCACACCUGGGAGAUGCUGGUGGAGAAGAGGGAGCUGCAGAGCCGGAAGGAGAGAGAGAACCUGUAUGUGGUGACAGAGGCCGUGGAGACCAUGCAGGACACCACGUUUCAGAGCUGCAGUGAAGCCGAGGGAGCAGGGCAGCUGUCCCUCCUCGGGCUGGGCCACUUAAAGCUCCAGAGUCAGAGCCACGUGGCCAAAGAGAAGACAGUGACCAUCCCGAGGGGCACUGUCCUGGCCUACAGGGUGCUGCAGCUGGUGAUCGAGGGGGACCGCUGGGGCGUGGGCUUCGGCUGGGCCCCAGGAGAGGAGCCCGACUUCCAGGGCCUGCAGAGGCAGGAGGGUGCCCAGCUGCAGGAUCUGGCCACGCUGCUCCCAGAGCUGCGGCACGUGCUGCGGGGCGCCCUCCAAGAGCUGCUCAAGGACCCUCGGGCGCUGCAGGAGUUCGAGGACACGCUGGAACAGGCCCUGGACACUGGGGUGCCAGGACAGCUGGGCGGCCCUGGGGGCGUCAUCCUAAGCAUCCUCCAGGACCCCUCGGGCAGCCUGUCGCCCUCGAAAGGCAGGGCCAUCCUCUGCAUUCUUGGACCCCUAGUGGGGCUCCAAUAUCCCAGCCCUUCCUCCCGGGUUACGAGGGCCCUCAAGGAGAGACGCAGGUGCCUCAGCCCCAAUCUCUCCACAGUGCUGAGCGACACCCAGUGUCACCUGCUGGCCCAGUCCCUGGAAAGAGGGAUCCUGCCUCGGCAGCGUGAGCUGGUGGAGAGCAUCUUAGAACCAAACUUCAAUCAGAUGGAGGAAACAACCUUCUCCCUCCCGCCGGAAGUCCUCUCAUCCCUGCAGAGUGAGGAUGCGGCCCUCACCCUGGGCCUGGUGGAGAGCUGUGGGUUGGAGCUGCAGGGGCCCGGCACCCAGCUCAUCUGGGACCCUGACGUGGUGCCACAGCUGUCUGCACUCUACGGGUCCCUCGUAGGGCUGCAGCUGCUGGCCGACCCCAGCCCCGUGGCCCACUAG